Messenger RNA from Mandrillus leucophaeus (drill), 333 nucleotides. Its product is annotated as thyroid adenoma-associated protein homolog. Gene Ontology annotation, biological process: tRNA methylation. Lineage: Eukaryota; Metazoa; Chordata; Mammalia; Primates; Cercopithecidae. The record is from RefSeq and is a predicted model, not a curated record. The annotation marks the transcript as partial. Gene Ontology annotation, cellular component: cytosol. The transcript has 3 exons.
CUUGCAGUGACUACUGUUAAUUCUAUUUAAAAUGGGUGUAAAGAAGAAGAAAGAAAUGCAAGUUGCUGUGUUGACCAUUUGCCAUCAGGACCUUGAAACUUUGAAAUCUUUUGCUGAUGUGGAAGGGAAAAAUCUAGCUUCUUUGCUGUUACGUUGUGUACAACUCACGGAUGGAGUGUCACAAAUCCAUUAUGUUAAACAAAUUGUGCCUUUGCUGGAGAAAGUAGAUGAAAAUGGCGUGUGUGAUCCCACUAUUCAAAGUUGUUUGGAUAUUUUAGCAGGCAUUUAUCUUUCUUUGAGUCUAAAGAAUCCCUUGAAGAAAGUAUUGGCAAG